AUGGCUUCCGGCCGCGGCCCAAGAUGGCAGCAGUUUUUACAGGAGUUGGUGAUGGUUGCCGGUACCUCGGCAUCCGCAUACUUCCUUAUCCGUUACCUUCUGUCGCGUCUCGAUAUAGAUCCUGAAAGCCAAAAGAAAGAAGAGCAACGGCGCAAAUCCGCCGCUAUUUUGCGCAAACUUGAUGGAGGAUACGAAUCAGAUGGGGAUUCACCCCGCAGAGAAGGCAAGCGCGCGCGCAGACAAAGACGAGGGGAUUUAGUUCUCAACCAGUACGAGCAAGCUAUCGCCAUGGACGUUGUCGCUCCUGAUGACAUCGCCGUUUCAUUUGAGGAUAUCGGAGGCCUGGAUGAGAUCAUCGAAGAAUUGAAGGAAUCCGUGAUUUAUCCUCUGACAAUGCCCCACCUAUACUCUUCGACUUCAUCACUUCUCACCGCCCCAUCAGGAGUAUUACUGUACGGUCCCCCCGGCUGUGGUAAGACGAUGCUUGCCAAGGCCCUGGCCCAUGAGAGUGGCGCGUGCUUUAUCAAUCUACAUAUCUCGACCCUGACUGAGAAGUGGUACGGUGAUUCGAACAAACUGGUCAAUGCUGUUUUUUCAUUGGCGCGCAAAUUGCAGCCGACCAUUGUCUUCAUUGAUGAGAUUGACGCUGUUCUUGGCACAAGGAGGAGUGGUGAGCAUGAGGCCAGUGGGAUGGUCAAGGCCGAGUUCAUGACACAUUGGGACGGCCUUACCUCGGCGAAUUCCCUAGGUGAGCCACAACGCGUUGUUGUUCUCGGAGCGACGAAUCGCAUCCAGGACAUUGACGAGGCAAUCCUGAGACGGAUGCCUAAGAAGUUCCCGGUUACUCUUCCACCGGCCCCGCAACGGCUUCGAAUUCUUAGUCUGAUCCUCAAGGAUACAAAGGUCGACCGAGAGAACUUUGAUCUGCACUAUUUGGUCAAGGCAAUGGCGGGGAUGUCGGGUAGUGAUAUAAAGGAAUCAUGUCGCGACGCCGCUAUGGUCCCAGUCCGAGAAUUAAUCCGACAAACGAAGGCAGAUGGUCUGCAGAUGGCAUCUGUGAACCCGAGUGAGGUCCGUGGUCUUCGAACCGAGGACUUUUUCACUCGCGCCGGAGGUGUCAAGGUCAUUCCAGCGCCCGCUCAGACUCAAACACAGUCUACCAGCAAAGCUAGCUCCGAGAAAGAGUGGACUACGGCAGAAUCCGAAGCAGCAUCAGUAGACGAUGCACGACCGGCUGAAAUGGCUGAACCUCCUGAAUGA
This is a messenger RNA of Aspergillus clavatus NRRL 1, 1260 nucleotides long. RefSeq names its product protein-degrading AAA family ATPase MSP1. NCBI's taxonomy places the organism in Eukaryota, Fungi, Ascomycota, Eurotiomycetes, Eurotiales, Aspergillaceae. The record is from RefSeq and is a predicted model, not a curated record. Gene Ontology annotation, cellular component: mitochondrial outer membrane. The transcript has 2 exons. Gene Ontology annotation, molecular function: ATP hydrolysis activity; ATP binding. Bases 1 to 1260 code for a protein of 419 amino acids.